AUGAUUAUGCUUCAUAACAAUAAUUAUGAUCUGUUUCGAUCAACACACGACUAUUUCGUUAUUGUUGCUCUUAAUAGAUUGGUUUAUAUUAUGAUAAUUCAUUGGAUUGAGAUUUAUCGUUUUUUGUCACGUGUGAUUGCACUAUUAAUUGCAGUCACAACUGACCAAGAACGUGUUUGUAUAACAGAUAACACAUUUUUGCGACAUGCGAAAAUUAGGAAUAUUAUGGUAAAAAUAAACGCUUCAAAGAUGACACUCCUUCACUCAUUCUAUGGCCAGAACACACUGAAGGCACAAUAUUACGGUGGUUUAUUAUGCACUAGGUUAGUGACAAGUUGA
Messenger RNA from Spodoptera littoralis (African cotton leafworm), 339 nucleotides. NCBI's taxonomy places the organism in Eukaryota, Metazoa, Arthropoda, Insecta, Lepidoptera, Noctuidae. The record is from the annotation of a GenBank genome assembly.